Molecule: messenger RNA, 1086 nt
Organism: Drosophila teissieri
Lineage: Eukaryota; Metazoa; Arthropoda; Insecta; Diptera; Drosophilidae
Product: fibrinogen-like protein 1
Exons: 2
Coding region: 1-1086 (361 amino acids)
Source: RefSeq, a predicted model, not a curated record
AUGUACAGGAUAAUGAAAACCCGGUGCCUUAUCCUUUUCCUUUCGCUUUCGAUAUCCUUGGCUUCCUCCAGCGCAGCUAAGGAUCUGCAGAGGUCCUCGGACCAACAUGACGACAAUCCAUGCAGCGCGUACCGCAUUUGGGUGUGGAGACCCAUCCUCGAUCGCUUCGUGAAGGUGAACUCCAGCGAGGAGCUGAAGCAGCAGAUGAACGCCAUGGCAGAAACCAUCAAGGACCUGCAGACUCGCAUCACUCACAAGGACGAGCAGAUUCUGUUGCUAGCCACGCAGCUGGACAAUCAAAGUGCCAGGGUGAACGUCCUGACCAAGAACCUGCAACUUCUGCGCAGUGAGUGGCUAGCAGCCAAGGCGGAGGUCAAGCGCAAGGACAUACAGAUACAAUUGGGUGCCGAAAAACUCAACCACCUGAGCGAUGAACUCUUGAAGUGCAGCCGCCAGGAUACGUGUCCCAUUGACCGCCAAAAUGGCAUUUACAAGCUGAAAAUCCGCGGAUUGGAUGCAUUCGAAGCACCCUGCAGCUCCACUGGCUGGUUGACCAUACAGAAACGCUACGAUGGCUCCGAGAAUUUCGAUCGCACGUGGAAGGACUACAAGGAUGGUUUCGGCCGUGUGAGGGGAGGAGAGUUCUUCAUCGGCCUGGAGAAAGUGCACCACAUGACGCGGCAACGCAGGCACGAGCUGUACAUAAAGCUGGGCAAGAUCGAUGGCUCCACCAGCUAUGCCCACUACGAUGACUUCGAAAUUGGCGGCGAGCAUGAAGCGUAUGCGCUCAAGUCACUGGGUAUCUACAAUGGAACAGCCGGCGAUUCCCUGAGGCCCCACGAGCGCCAGAAGUUCACCACCAACGACAGGGACAACGAUGCCUACAGGUUCAAUUGUGCCGCCGAUGAGUAUGGCGGCUGGUGGUACUACGACUGCGCCAAAAGCAUGCUCAAUGGCAAGUUCUACAAGGAGGGCCGCUCGAGGAAUGGAAAGACCAAUGGCAUUAUGUGGGGUUCGUGGCACAACAACGAUUGGACCUACUCGCUUACCUUUGUGGAGAUGAUGAUAAAGCCGCGCAGCUUUUGA